This is a messenger RNA of Ilex paraguariensis (yerba mate), 1456 nucleotides long. The record is from the annotation of a GenBank genome assembly. NCBI's taxonomy places the organism in Eukaryota, Viridiplantae, Streptophyta, Magnoliopsida, Aquifoliales, Aquifoliaceae.
UGCCAGCAACAACUCCAUCCAUCCAUCCGUCCGGAGAAAUUUGAUAGGCCACAGCCAGAGUGUGGUGUCUGAAGGAUCUCUGAACUCCGAUCCUCCUACAACUUCCGCCGCCGCCGCCGCCGAAACAACCUACCUUUAUUGCUUUGCUUUGCUUGCACUUCGUUUGGCACUCGCACGGCCAAAUGUCCGCAGCGGCAGUAGUCUAUGUUUCAACUACAACUCCGACUUCCUCUGCAUCUAUAGACGCGGUUAGAAGUAAAAACUGCGUCGUGCUCCUUCAUAAAGCCUUUUCCUUGUCUUGCAGAAGAAACUCAUCUUCCUCCUCCUUUUCAUCAUCAUCAUAUUCAAGCCCAUCGUCCAUCAACAAAGUGUUCUUCAGAUUCCCAUAUGGGGUCCACAAGAGGAAUCCUUGUCUCACCGGAGUCAAGACCUUUUCCCCUGUUAUGGAAUGGCAGGAUUGCACGGUGAAGAUGGAAAUUGACGUGCCCACUUCAGUUGCCUAUAAUUGCUAUUCUGAUCGUGAAUCCAUUCCUCGUUGGAUUCCAUUCAUUUCAUCCGUUAAGAUUUUGGAAGAUAAGCCUGACCUAUCAAGAUGGUCAUUGAAGUAUAAAGCAUUUGGGCAAGAUAUUGAAUUCUCUUGGCUUGCUCGGAACAUGCAGCCUAUCCCAAAUCAGAAAAUCCACUGGAGAUCUAUGGAAGGUCUCCCUAACAGGGGAGCUGUACGAUUUUUUCCAAACGGUGCUUCAUCAUGCGUGGUAGAAGUGAGUCUGGUUGAAUCAAUUUCAUUAUUCGUUCAUCACCAAUGUGUUGCUUGCUGACUUUCCCUUUUAUGCCUCCUCUUUACGAAUUCUUGGUUCAUCUGUCGUCAUGGAUGAUCAUCCUUUUGAAUGUUUAUUACAUAGUCACAGUUCCCGUCGAUCAAGAGAUGGGUUUACUUGGAUAUGUGGGAAGGGAUGAUUAAAGUUAAACAUGACUAAUUUCCUGUAUUGUUGGUUGGCCUGCUGGUAAAAAUGAGGGGUAAUAUAAAGGCAAAGUAUAUUUUUCUUUCUUUGUUUUUGUUUUUUUUUUUGUCUUCCCACCUUGGAGUGGUUCAAAUCUACAUUAUUUCCCCUUACAGCUUAAUUUUUUUUUAAAUUUUCAGCUGACUGUUUCUUAUGAAGUUCCUCAAGUGUUGGUUCCAGUGGCAUCUGCACUGCAACCUUUUCUUGAAGGCUUACUUGCUAGAGGUUUAGAAAAUUUUGCAAAAUUUGCAAAAACCUACUCAGCUGACUCGGCCUAGGUAACUAAGCUAUUGAUUGAUGAACUGGGAAAAUGUCCCACCACUUUGGAUUGUAAGCAUCAUCAUCAUCUUUUGUGUAAAGGGAACCAAAAUCUCAAUUCUUUGAUCCAUUGAACAUGAAAUUGUUUCUGGUCUUCAUAAGCUGGUAUGGUACUACUUUAUUCUGAUUUCAAUUGC